AUGAAUAACGAAAACACCAAGGUAUACAUCAGAGUUUCUGGCAAACGGCCUGAAGGAUUUAUUGACCCUAAACCCUUUGAAUGGGGAUUUAAGAGAGAUAAAAUUCUAUGGACGAGGAUAUCUAAGAUGGAGUCAUUAGAGGAUAUGGAUUGGAAAGAACUCUGCCAGGAUUUGGGCGCUCCAGAAUCCUUCUUAAAAAAACGCAGCUAUAUGCUAUUCCAGAAGCAUCUUAAGUUACUAUCUGAACAAAUGAGCGAUUCACCACGAAUGCGGUCCCCACUGGAUACUCGAAACUCCGUGGACGAAACCAUCUUACAGAACCUACAAGCUUCCAAGAUACUGAAUAAUAGGUUUGACGUUCCGAACAAUGAAACACUAGAUACCACAACUAACAAGAAUAAUGAGGAAUCUGGUAGUGACUUGUCUUCAAGCUUAAGUGUGAGUAAAUCUGCACUUGAAGAUGCUCUAAUGGAUCGCCUACAGCUCUGA
Kluyveromyces marxianus DMKU3-1042 is the source of this 489-nucleotide messenger RNA. It is a transcript of the gene ATG29, whose product is annotated as Atg29p. The coding region runs from base 1 to 489 and encodes 162 amino acids. The record is from RefSeq and is a predicted model, not a curated record. The transcript has a single exon. Lineage: Eukaryota; Fungi; Ascomycota; Saccharomycetes; Saccharomycetales; Saccharomycetaceae. Gene Ontology annotation, cellular component: phagophore assembly site. Gene Ontology annotation, biological process: autophagosome assembly.